Messenger RNA from Pipistrellus nathusii (Nathusius's pipistrelle), 1839 nucleotides. NCBI's taxonomy places the organism in Eukaryota, Metazoa, Chordata, Mammalia, Chiroptera, Vespertilionidae. The record is from the annotation of a GenBank genome assembly.
AUGGAGACCCCUGCCCCGAAGCCCCCGGAGACAGCUCUGUCCUCCCGGGACCUUGCUCUUCUGAAAGAUAAUCCAGAGGAUAAAUGGGGUCAGGGUCCCCUGGAAACCAGGUCCGAGGAAUCGGUGACUUUCAAGGAUGUGGCCGUGGACUUCACCCAGGAGGAGUGGGGCCAGCUGGACUCGCCCCAGAGGGCCCUGUACCGGGACGUGAUGCUGGAGAACUACCAGAACCUUCUGGCCCUGGAGCGGGAGCCCCGGCCGGAGGUGAAGGCGCCGUGUCAGCAGCAGGGUAUCCACGGGGCAGAGACGGCACAGGAGUCGGCGGUGGAGGGGCCGGUGAGGCCCCGUCUCCACGGCCUCGGCCCAGGAGCUGGCAGGGCCUGGGGGGGCCCGGGGGCUGCUCUGUCCGGAGGGGAGGCUGUGCUCGGGAGGAGCGCGCCCCCUGGCGGCGGGGAGGUCUUCGCGGAGGCGCGCCAGUGUGGACACAAGGCGUCCGCGGAGGCCUUGCCCCUCCGGUGGCCCCUCCCCGCCCAGCAGAGCACAGGAUCGCUCCUUCCUGCCGAGGGGGCGCCUCCUCACGGACACCCUGAGAGGUGCCGGCCCCCUGAGGCUGCCCCCCGGCACCAGGGGCCGCCCCCCGCCCGCAGGCCCCCUGGGCCCGGGGAGGGCCCCUUCCCGUGCGGCCAGUGCGGCAAGGCCUUCGGCCAGCGCUCCGCCCUCGCCCUGCACCAGCGCUGGCACGGCCGGGAGAAGGCCUUCCGCUGCGGCCAGUGCGGCAAGGCCUUCACCUGGAGGACCAACCUGGCCGAGCACCAGCGCAUCCACACCGGCGAGAAGCCCUUCCUCUGCGGCGAGUGCGGCAAGGCCUUCAGCUGCCACUCGUCGCUGAACGUGCACCUGCGCACGCACACGGGCGAGCGGCCCUACCAGUGCCCGGGCUGCGACAAGGCCUUCAGCUGCAGCUCGCUGCUCAGCAUGCACCGCCGCGUGCACACGGGCGAGAAGCCCUACCGCUGCGGCGAGUGCGGCAAGGCCUUCAACCAGCGGACGCACCUCACCCGCCACCUCCGCAUCCACACGGGCGAGAAGCCCUACAAGUGCGGCGCCUGCGGCAGGGCCUUCGCCUGCCACUCGUCCCUGACGGUGCACGAGAGGACCCACAGCGGCGACAGGCCCUUCAAGUGCGGCGACUGCGCCAAGGCCUUCAACUGCCGCUCGCGCCUCGCCCUGCACCAGCGCGUCCACACCGGCGAGAAGCCCUUCAAGUGCGGCGACUGCGGCAAGGCCUUCAUCUGCCACUCGUACCUGGCGGUGCACCAGCGCGUGCACAGCGGCGAGAGGCCCUUCAAGUGCAACGAGUGCGGCAAGGCCUUCGGCUCCCACUCCUACCUCAUCGUGCACCGGCGCGUGCACACGGGCGAGAAGCCCUUCGACUGCAGCCGCUGCUGGAAAGCCUUCAGCUGCCAGUCGUCCCUCAUCGUGCACCAGCGCGUGCACACGGGGGAGAAGCCUUACAAGUGCGGCCAGUGCGGCCGGGCCUUCAGCCAGAACCACUGCCUCGUCAAGCACCAGAAGACGCACGCCGCGGCCAGGCCGGAGUUCAAGUGCGCCGAGUGCGGCCAGGCGUUCGGCUGGAGCAGCCACCUGGCCGCGCACCAGCGGGCGCACCGCGCGGAGCAGCCCUUUGCCGGCCCGUUCGACCAGCGUCUGCUGGGCACCUACGGUGUGGGCGUGAGCGGCACGGACCCCAUAAACCCGCUGGCCGUGGCCGAGCUGCUGCGUGUGGUGCAGCCCUCGGCCGGCAGGAGCCUCCCCCUGGGCAGCAAACCCGGAGAUUAG